CCCACCGAAACCUCUUUCCAUCCCCAAGCCAUGAAAAUGGUCCCAUGGCGACGGCGGAUAACAAUGACCUCGUCUUUUAUCCCGCGUUUUGCUUCAAAGCUUCCCCAACCCACUUCACCUGGGUGAAGAUGGCCGCGGUGGAUGUGCUACGACUGAAAAGACGUGCAGAGUUCCAAGACCAAUCAACCUACUUCUACAACAACCACCCCAUCCGAUUCAUCUCCCUAAUUGGACUAAUAAUCGCGCGCCACGAACUCCCCACCCGAUCAAUUCUCACUCUGGAUGACAGCACCGGCGCAACCAUCGACAUAGGGACAAUCUCCACGUUCCGCAACAAAACCCAGCUACAACUCGAACGAUACUUCAUCAUCCGGGACAUAAACACUGAGAUGCGGUUCGUGGAUCAGCGGUCCCGGUUCCUGGUGGAGGUGUUGUCCGUGCCGUGGCGGUUGGGCGGGGACGAGGUGGAGAGGUUACGGGGGGAGAUGGAGGAUGAGGAGGAACUGGUGGAGGAGGAGCAGGAGCGGGUGAGGAGGCGGGAGAGGAGACGGGUGGAAAGGGAGGAGAGGGAUGCGAGGAGGAUUCAGAGGGGUUGGGAACGGGAGGAGAGGAUUAGGGCUAAGGAGGCGGGGUGUUGUAGGGAUGCCGGGGUGAGGGUGAUGAGGGAGAUUGAGAAGAGGAGGGGGGUUGGGGAGUAAUUUGAGUUAUUGAUGAUAUUUAUUUCCGAAAGGUCUGAGUACUAUUGAUACAGGGAGAAUGAAUGAAAAGAGAGCCCUGCAGGUUUGGGCUUGGUUACAUCAUUAAGGGGUUCAUGGGUCAUGGGUCAUGGGUCAUGUCAUAAGAAGAGACGAGACAGUUCGAAGAUGAGAGUAAUAAUGAAGA
This is a messenger RNA of Aspergillus sclerotioniger CBS 115572, 882 nucleotides long. RefSeq names its product OB-fold domain-containing protein. The record is from RefSeq and is a predicted model, not a curated record. The transcript has 3 exons. The coding region runs from base 45 to 698 and encodes 217 amino acids. Lineage: Eukaryota; Fungi; Ascomycota; Eurotiomycetes; Eurotiales; Aspergillaceae.